Messenger RNA from Odontomachus brunneus, 3376 nucleotides. RefSeq names its product DNA-directed RNA polymerase I subunit RPA43-like (gene Polr1F). NCBI's taxonomy places the organism in Eukaryota, Metazoa, Arthropoda, Insecta, Hymenoptera, Formicidae. Bases 132 to 1643 code for a protein of 503 amino acids. Gene Ontology annotation, cellular component: RNA polymerase I complex. The transcript is spliced from 3 exons. The record is from RefSeq and is a predicted model, not a curated record. Gene Ontology annotation, biological process: DNA-templated transcription initiation.
AAACAAUUUAGCACGAAAACAAACAUCGUGUGCCGCUUUAGAUAGGUUAGUUACGACUUUGCACUCUUCGGAAUAUACAAGUGUCUGUUUUAAGUAUUUUCUUCGAUAAUUCUGUCUGAUUACGAAGCAGAAUGAGAUUUAAAACGUAUCAGAGAAUAAUAUGGACCAAUCUGGAGUUGAUGGGACUUUUAGAAGAGGAUGAUUCUUGUGUACAUUUCAAAAAUACCACGAAGCAUCUCGCGUUACAUCCAUUCCACCUGAAAAAUCUUCGGAAAGCUCUAAAUGAAAUUCUGAUGUCUAUGCUAAAUACUUAUGAUGCAGAAUUAAAAGGGUUUUUAAUAUCAUAUAAAAAUCCCAAAUUAUUGAGUAACUCUGGAGAAAUAUUCUAUGACAGCCAUUUUAUUCAUGUUGACAUCGAAGCUGACUUUUAUUUAUUCUGCCCAAAAGUUGGAUCUUCUUUAAAAGGCAUAGUGAACAAGAAGGGCUUGGAUCAUAUUGUAUUACUUGUUCACAAAGUAUUUACUGUUACUAUUCCAAAACCAGAUAACGAGGAGGAAGAAUGGCUAGGUAAUACUGUGGAGAUUGGCCAAGAAAUAAAAUGUUCUGUAACUCAUAUAGAUAAAAAUGCCAAAAUUCCCUUCAUCUGUGCUACUUUAAAUACUGAUUACUUACAAAACUGUAGAUUACCAGAAAUAUUUAAUAUCUCAGAUACAGGCAUCAAUAUUAAAAAUAAUAUAAAUGGCAUGAAGAUGAUCAAUGGGUCAAAUGUUACCACAUCGGAGGACAAUGAUAAAGAAACACACAUUAAAAUAAAGAUUGAGCAUUCUGAUUCAGAAGCAUAUACACAGAAAAAUAUAGGAUCAAAUUAUAAGUUGCAAAAUAACGAUGAUACAGAUUUGUAUAAUAAUACGAAUCCGACUGAACAUAUGGAAUCACGUAAACGAAAGAAGAGAGAACGUUCUGAAACAGACACUACUUCUGAACCAGAGAAGAAAAAGAAGAAGAAACAUGUGAAGAAAUCUAGAGAAUCCGAUUCAGAAUCAAUGUAUAUGACAGAAAAUGAAGAAAGUAUAUUUAACAAUACCACGAAUACUGUACAUAGCAUUAAAUGCCCUAAAGAGGAGCAACAGAAUAGUAAGAAACAUAAGAAGAGCAAAAAAGUGUCUAUGAUAAUGUCAGAUUCAGAACCAGAAGAUUAUGUUAUUAAAAUUAAGGAGGAAAAACCUGAUCCAGUUAUAUUAGACAAACUAAUCAAUGAAAAUAUGGGAAUAUCAUCCAGCAAUAAAAAUAUGGAAAUACAAAAUUUAGAUGAACAUAUGAAAUCAGAUCUAUGUAUAAAAAUAGAAGAUUCCGAGAAAGAUAAGAGAAAAUCAAAAAAACAUAAAAAAACACAUAGAAAUUCGGAGUCUGAGAUUAAAAUUAAAAGUGAAGGUAAGAUAAUCAAUAUUUCCCCAGUGAAAAAACACUACAAUGAAGAUGAAGAGCAGCUUCAACAUACAGAGCAUAUGUCAGCAUCAAAUAUUUCCUCAAGUAUCUCUGAUCACGAGGAUGUAUCUAAAAAACAAAAAAAGAAGUCCAAAACGCCCGCGUCACCAGAUUCAAAGUCGAAACAAUAUAUUAAAAUAGAAGAAGUAGAUAAUUGAUCUAUAUACAAAGCUCAUGUGUAAUAUGAGCUAUAAAAUAUUAAAAAACAAUGAAAACACGCCACAGAACAUUUUUAAUAUGACAGAAUCAACAAUUUACAAAGCAUCCUUCGUUUAUCCUUUACAAUUUUAAUGCAAUAGAUUUGUUCUUUUUUGUAGAAUUUUAUGAAUUUGUAUACACUAAGUGCAAUAAGUUAGAGUAAAACAAAAUAUAAUAUUGAAGUACUUGUGCACGAAACUUUCGCUAUUUUAAAUUCAGAUAAUGAGGAAGAGGAAGCUAGGUUCUAUUGGCCAGGAAAUAUUGCUUGACUCAGAUCAAACUCCAUGGGCAAAGCUCCAUAAAAAAAUUCUCAUUCUGUCAUUUUAAAUACCGAUUAUUUGCAAGGUUGUAGAUUGCCAAAAACAAGCAUAUCGAUAGCAGACAACAUUAUUGAAAUAAAUAUGAGUAAUACCAAAAAAAUUGCUGAUGGAUGAAACAUGAAACCUAAUCUAGAUACAGAUAUAAGAAAAUUGAUAAAAACGUUAUGUAUACGUUAUUGUAAAUAAUAUAUAAUAAGAAUAUAAUAUGAAGAGAGAGACUGCAGAAUGAAAACGUGUUAACGGUAUAUACUUUAUACUUCCUGCAUUUUAAAUAUCUAAAUGCAUGAUAUUUCCGCAAAUAUAUCGCAGAAUAUACAGUAUAAUUUUGAUGUGUACGCGCGUAAAACUAAUUUGUAACGGCGUUACGUACAAAUAAUGUAUUAUUUCCAAAUUCUGUUUCUUUUUUUUUAACAUCGAACUAUAAGUUAUAGUAGAAUAUAGUGUUAUUUACACAUCAUUUUACUUGCUUUUCUUGAUAUUAUAUUUUUGUAAGAAUAGGAUCGUACAUUAUGCGAAAAUGAAAUUCAUAGAAUCGCUUAACGAUUCCAAUCGUAUAAAUAGGUUGUAAGCCAAGAUAUAAAUUAAGAUUUUUGUAUUAGUCAUUAUACAUACUGUUUCUACUUCGUCAUAUAAAUAAAAUGUACAUAAACCAGAGAUUCAUGUGCGUGACAGGCAAAAGUUGUCAUUCUAUACGUUCUGUGAAUUAAAAGAUUUUAUUUUCGAGAGACCAUAUGUAUAAUUUAUAAUUGUUACUUAUUUUUCGGUACUCCACUAGCAGUCAAUGAUCAUUCGUACUGUAUUUUAAAGGAAAGAUAAAACGUAGAUUCUAAAAAGUUAAUCGAUUGUUUUUACUAUUUUCGUUCAACUGCCAAUGUCCGUUUCAGAGCAAUGAAAAAUAGGAAAUGCUCUCGUAAUCUUAACUAUCGAUUUAACUUAACAAUAAUCAUUAUUCAGUUCACAUCAAAACUUCUCCUCAGCAUCUGAUAGUCCUUUUCCCGUACUAAUAUCCUUACGAUUUAAUUAGGUACACUUAAACGCGUCGUAUCGCGCGUGUGUACACGCAUGUUACAUAUUUACACAUAUAAUGUCAAUUUGUCACUAAAACACCUCAUUUGCACAUAUCGUCCGCACCAUUGUCACUACUGUAAUCCUCCAAGGAGGACUUUGUCGUUUGUUUGUCUCUCACCGUUGUACAAGAAUUAGCUUGCAGCAUAGACGUCUCUCUCUUGGAAGGAUUAAGGACAAUGGAGAGGAUAAUCUUAUACACACGCACACAUACAUAUACACACAUACAUAUAUAUACACACAUGUGUAGUUCAACAAAUCCACGAUGAAAAAAAAAAGAAACAGACGAUAUCUCCACUGCCGGUCGA